Messenger RNA from Anopheles aquasalis, 1117 nucleotides. RefSeq lists its product as uncharacterized. NCBI's taxonomy places the organism in Eukaryota, Metazoa, Arthropoda, Insecta, Diptera, Culicidae. Gene Ontology annotation, molecular function: acyltransferase activity, transferring groups other than amino-acyl groups. The record is from RefSeq and is a predicted model, not a curated record.
UCUGCCAUUCCAUUCAACAAUCUAGUUUCGCGUGUGUCACAUCCGCGGCGGACAGCUCAUCCGUAAUCCUCAUCGCAUCGAUUGAGACAGUAAGAGGAGCGCAAUUUUCAGUGAGUCAGGCCAAUCAUGCCGGCUGUAACCGUAACAGAGAUCACAGGGGCGGACGAUCUGAGAAAACUUCGAGAUUUGUAUCUGCGCUCGUGGCCCAAACACGCGUACACUUACAAUACGUUGGACAAUUUUUACCGUUGGAGUAAAUUGGGUUGCAUCGGAGAUCAGUGUAGGGUGUACGCCGAUAGUCACACGGACUGGACUCGCACCGGAACAUUCGUGGUGAAGGAUCACAAUGAACUGUUUUUCGACACACUGGAACCAUCUACAGCUAAAAUGUUGUACGAGCUGUUACUGGCUGUGCUCGGUAGCUGCGGACAAAGUGUUAGCCUAGUCUAUGCGCCCCAGUAUCGCGAACACGUUAUUGGUGUGGCGUCCAGUUUGUCGUAUAGUAAAAUGCACGAUGAGCGAUUGGUAUGCUAUCGGCAGAUCGAUGAACAAUGUUUCAACGGAUGCUUACCUGUUGGUUACCAGUUGGGACCGGUGCAACAUACCGAUUGUGAGUUCGUUAGUGACGAAUGGGAACAUAACGAUCCCGUGUUUGCGAACCUACCGACAAGACUGAUCGAACGUAACCCGUCCCUAGGGGUGUACGAUGCUACCGGACAGCUGGUUGCCUGGUGUUUGAUCGACCAGACGGGAUCGUUGGCUAUUUUCAAAACCAUGCCUGACCAUCGGAGAAAAGGACUAGGACGGAAGAUCAUUGAACGAUUCGCACGUCAACUACGUGAUACCGGUAAACUGCCACAAGCAUUCGUCGUGGAGGAUAAUGUUGCUUCGAGGACUCUGUUCGAAGGAUGUGGGUUCAAGUCUGUCGACGUGUGGUACUGGUCCAAGAUCGAAAAGCGGGCCUGAUGCUUCGUGGCCUCUACCGGAUCUUUCAUCCUUAUCUCUACAAUGUCAAUCACUUCAGCGAAAGCAUAAACAAAUCUAAAGCAAGCAAUAAAAAUUUAAUUAGCCCGGCUCGUCUUUGGCUAUUCCGACCAGUUUAAAAUUGUGAUAUUCA